Peronospora farinosa is the source of this 1434-nucleotide messenger RNA. NCBI's taxonomy places the organism in Eukaryota, Oomycota, Peronosporomycetes, Peronosporales, Peronosporaceae. The record is from the annotation of a GenBank genome assembly.
AUGUCGGAUUCGGAAGAAUAUGAAUACGAAUACGAUAGUGACGAGCAAUUUGAUAGUGAUGAACAAGAGACAGUAGAAGACAAAGCGAAUGACGAGGAAGCGAUAAAUCAACGCGUAAUCACUCGUGAAGCACAAAUUGCACUGGAAAAUACGUUUUACGAGGCUGAAGAUUUUCGUCAACGUGGUGAAUUGACACAGGCGCUCGAAUAUUUCCAGCGUGUAGUGACGUUAGAGCAAGGAACGACGCCAAUUGAAGAAAGAAAGUGGAGUUUUCAGGCACUUGAGUACGUGGUGAAAAUUUGUGUGAGUCGACACCAAUGGGACGAGAUGCUGCGUCACUAUGAACAAAUGCUCGAACACUUGGCAUUUGUUACACGAAAUGAAAGCACGGAAUCAAUUUCAUCGAUUCUCGACGUAGUGUCCAAUGCUACGGGAAAGAAAGAGGAGAAGAGUAGUGCCAAGUAUACGUCCAAAAUGUAUGAGCUGACGCUGGACAAACUCAAGGAUGUCAAUAACGACAGACUCUGGUUCAGCAUGAACGUUAAGCUGGGAAAGUUGUAUCUGGACAUGCAAGAAUUUGAUCAGCUAGAGAAGCUACUGCAUCAGCUGUAUAGCUACUGUCAGACUUCUGAUGGAGGGCAGGACCAGUCGAAGGCCACGUCGCUACUAGAUGUCUACGCGCUGGAAAUUCAGCUAUGCGUGGAGACUAAGAACGGGGCUAAAAUGCGCGUCAUUUAUCCAAAGACGCUGGAUCUGGAUGCUGCCGUUGCUGACCCGCGAAUCAUGGGCGUUAUUCGCGAGGAGGGUGGCAAGAUGUAUUUAGAAGAGAAAGAAUGGAUGCUCGCGUACAACGAGUUCUUUGAAAGCUUCCGCAAUUACCAGGAAGCUGGCAACUCGCGCGCAACGCGCUGUCUGAAGUAUGUCGUCCUAGCUAACAUGUUGGCUAGCUCGGAUAUUAAUCCAUUUGAUUCGCGUGAAGCAAAGGUAUAUCACGAUGUGGAAGAGAUUGGCGCGAUGCUGCUGCUACGCGGUGCUUAUGAGUCCAACGAUGUUGUGCAAUUCGAGAAGGUUCUACGGAACCCCAAGUACAAACUGCUCAGUGAUCCUAUCAUGAAGCGUUACUUGAACCCACUGCUGCACAACAUUCGACGCCAAGUCAUGAAGACGAUCGUACGUCCGUAUCAAACAAUUCACAUUGAGAGUCUGUCAAAAAGGAUGAAUAUAACCAGGAAGGAUGUCGAAGAUAUCGCCGUUGCACUCAUUCAGAAUCUUGAGUUGGACGCCAAGAUCGACCAAAGUCGAGGGCUUCUUGUGCUACAGACACGAGAAAAAGCUCGAGAUGCUGGCAAGAUGUACGAUGCAUUGGACCACUGGACUCAAGCACUUACCGCGAUGCAUACAUCGAUUACAGCUCGGGUGACGGCACAUCCAUGA